Molecule: messenger RNA, 753 nt
Organism: Mytilinidion resinicola
Lineage: Eukaryota; Fungi; Ascomycota; Dothideomycetes; Mytilinidiales; Mytilinidiaceae
Exons: 2
Coding region: 161-655 (164 amino acids)
Source: RefSeq, a predicted model, not a curated record
CGCAGACCAAUGAUGCUUCCGACCUCAUGAACCAGAUCCGAUCCCUCAAGGACAAGGUUGAGAGACUCAUGAUCUAAGUACCCCCGAAAUCUACUAUACCAAGGCCGUAGUGUAGGAUUUUGGUCUGGCGACAUAGUCAUCCUAUGUACCAUGUCCAUACAUGGCGGCGUUAAACGGCGUGUUGAUGAGGGUUGAUAUCAAACGAGAAGAAUUCCUAAUGUUACCAUGCAAUUUCCAAAAUUUAUCAUCAAGUCCCAUCCCCUACCACGCUACCCUAUCCGUCGACGCUGAAAACCACGAUCAUGAUCUGUUCAACAAAGGAAACCACCAUGACCGCAGAGAGCCUCAAAAGCGACGCAUAUUUCCAAGCCCCUUGGACCUUCGACUCUGUGCAAACCCUAUUAUUCAAAUCCAGAACAUGACAUCUUCCAAGUUUUUGUGCCAAGGAUUCUUGCGAUUGGAAUCAUUCCCAUGCCAGGGAUUCCAGUCUAGGCUUUCAGACAAUUUCUCCGCAGCUUUCCUCAUGUAUUUUUCAUGCGUUUCAUCCUUGUCUUCCCUGUCUCUCUUUCUCUUAAUCUUAAGUGCAGCUUUUCCGUUCUCAUUCCAUUUCCUGAGAUACGCACGCCUGCGAUCGCAGAGGAGAUGUGCCAGGUAAGCAGGCGGCGCAUAAGAGAUGAAUUUGUUGCACGGCCGAGAGCGUAACAGAACGAGUGCUUCAGGCUCUGGAUCUGUGCAUGAUUCAGGCGCAUAUCA